AGGCAGUGUAUCUUCAAAAAAUAGCUAAAAGCUUGUAUUAAAGAACAAAUUCCUCACCUUUGAUUUAUAUUUUAAAAUUUCUUGUAAUUCCCUGCCAAAAUCAAGAAUGAAUCUUGGCUCUACCGUUAAUGAAUGAGUGCAAUCUUGGUAAAGUUUAUACGAAAAACAUUACCCUGAGAGGAAACUGUUUAGCGCAUCAUCCAUAAGGUCGUGAUGGCGGAUCUCGACUAUCCCAGCGUGGACGUAACCCUGGCAACGAGCGCGCCCCCCUUCAACAGCGGGGAGAUCGAGAUGACCCUGCAGAUGAAGCUGACCCUCUUCGGCGUCGGCACCGUCAUCCAGCCCGUCAUCAUCUUCGUCGGCUUCAUCUCCAACGUCGUCAACGCCGUGAUCUUCCUUAAAAUGGGUCUGAAAGACAGCAUCUCCUUGUGCUUCUGGGUGCUCUCCUGCACCGACAUGUUCAGCCUCGUCCUGCUGUUUGCCAUUCGCUACGUCACCAAUUUCCCUUUAUAUCUCCCGGCCGGCGUUCACAUCGACAGCCUGACCCUGGUGUUCCUCAUCGUCUACUACUACCUCUUUGUCUACGACAUCUCCCAGCUGAUCACCGCGUACAUCGCCGUCCAGAAGUGCUUCUGCGUGGCCUUGCCCUUCAAGUUCAGGACCACGUUCACUCGCCUGCGAUCGUUUCUCGUCAUUGCCGCGAUUUCACUGGCGUGUCUAGCACUCUACGUCCCCAUCUUCACGGCCCAGGGUAUCAGCGAGGCGAAGAACGCCCAAGACAAUUCCACCCAACUUCUAUUUUGGACAUCCAGCAGUCGGGCCAAUAUCAUUGUUGUGGUAAACUUCUGGGGUAUUCUUCUACCAACCGCUUGCCAGAUCACGGUCAUGGCCUGCCUGGUUGUUUUGGUCGGAAGCCUCAAGGAAUCCUCUAAAUUUCGCCAGUCUCUCCUUUCAUCCCCCGACGACGUCUCCGUAGUAAACGGGCGUUGCAAAGAUAACGCCGUCGGCGCCGGAAUGUCCCAAAAGGGAAGCGCUGACGCCGACGGCUCUCGAAAAGUGAGAAAAAGGAGCAAAGAAAUGCAGGCGGUUUACUCCGCGACGUUCGUCUCCCUCAUCUUCGUGAUGUGCAACUUCCCGCGGCUCCUGAUCUCCUACACGAGUCUGGUGCAGCCCGAGUUCAACCUACUGAGGCGCUACGCCGGCAUCUACAUACUUCUCAAUAUAUUUCGGAACACCUUCGAGGCACUGAGUUCGAGCCUCAAUAUAUUUGUGUUUCUGAAAUUCAACACACGGUUUCGUAACACGUUGCUCGGUUGUCGUGUCAGGGGCUAGCGGUUGACCUUUGAAGUGGUUAUGGUGACUGAGGCCAGAGGUUGACCUUUUGAAGGGGUUGUGGUGACAGGGGCUAGUGGAUGAUAUUUGAAGUGGUUGUCUUGACAAUGGCUAGAGGUUGAUCUCUCAAGCGUGAAAUCUUUUAUAAGUGAAACGUCAGAUUAUUAAAAUAAAACUAUACAUGUAUAUGUAGAUACACUGAAGCGCCCUUUUAAGGCUAUUACAGAUUUCUUUUGUGGAUCAAAAUAAUCAGAUUCUUGGUAUGGGACAUUUAGCUGCCCGCUUCUCUCAUAAAAACCAUUUGGCUACAGCUUCUUCCAUCAAAACCAUUUGGCUACAGCUUCUCCCAUCAAAACCAUUUGGCUACAGCUUCUCCAAUAAAAGAACAUUUGGCUACAGCUUCAUCCAUCAAAACCAUUUGGCUACAGCUUCUCCCAUUUAAAACCAUUUGGCUACAGCUUCUCCCAUUUAAAACCAUUUGGCUACAGCUUCUCCCAUUUAAAACCAUUUGGCUACAGCUUCUCCCAUAAAAACCAUUUGGCUACAGCUUCUCCUCUAAAACCAUUUGGCUACAGCUUCUCCCAUUUAAAACCAUUUUGCUACAGCUUAUCCCAUUUAAAACUAUUUGGCUACAGCUUCUCCCAUUUAAAACCAUUUGGCUACAGCUUCUCCUAGAACAGCUAUUUAUCCCCAGCUUCUCCGCGUUGCUGUAAUCGCAAUAAUAAACGGACACAUUUUCUCUUCUCAGGUCUUAAUUAACCACUCAAUAAAUGCUUACAUUAGUUAACGGUCUGCUGGCUCAGCGUCGGGUUAGAUUGCCCUUUCCAGGCAUUCAUAGAACUUAAC
This is a messenger RNA of Lymnaea stagnalis (great pond snail), 2178 nucleotides long. Lineage: Eukaryota; Metazoa; Mollusca; Gastropoda; Lymnaeidae. The record is from the annotation of a GenBank genome assembly.